Molecule: messenger RNA, 1272 nt
Organism: Xylaria bambusicola
Lineage: Eukaryota; Fungi; Ascomycota; Sordariomycetes; Xylariales; Xylariaceae
Exons: 2
Coding region: 191-931 (246 amino acids)
Source: RefSeq, a predicted model, not a curated record
AUGGGACAAGAUAACUCACACUAGUGGUGAGAGCUUGGAAUAUUUAAAGAGUCGGAGCAACCCUUGAACAAUCCCUCUUCUCUUUUGCCCACCCCAUCACAUACUUAUCACUCUUAAUUUCGACCAUAUUCGCGGUAUAAAAAUCAGAAGCUUCGAAAGAGCCGAUAAUAUCCAACCCUCAUCUUUCAUCAUGGCAGCUAUUGCUCAAGUUCCAGUUUCAAUUCCAGGCCUUCAUGUUUCUCUAACGAUUGAGGACCUCAAACAAUCGUCGCUGGUUUACAAUCUCCUGCCAGACGACAGGGAUCAGCCCCAUGUUCAGGAAGUCCACCUCCAGCAGCUAGCAGUCAUUCUCAAGCACUACGGCGUCCAGAAUAAGUUCGGUAUCCACCUUAUUCAUGGACACCUUCAGCUUGAGUCCGAUAAAAUCAUGCUUGGAACUGCCCUUACAUCGGUUCGAGGUUGUUGGACCAAGCCUACUAGCAUCAAUCAUAUUAACUUAGCAGAAAUCCAUGGCCACAUCUUCAAGCUAACGCCCAAGGGCGAGCUACAGGCAUAUGAGUACCGUGAAGGAUCAGUUAUGGAUCUAUCCGAUGUCGAUGCUGCGUUCUUUCAUGAAUUGACUGAGUAUCUUAAAACCAACAAUUUGGUGGAUCUUCUAGGGGUUCAAGUUCUUGGUAAAGAAAUCCCCGAGAUGAUGUGCGAAUUUGUCCUCCAAGACAAUGGGACUGUCAUGCUGGAUUCGAGAGAUGUGAAAGGCUGGUCACCUUACCGCACUACAGGCUUCUUCUAUGCGCCGGGCAUGACUAGCUUGAGCGGCGGAGAGAAGCACGCCAAGAAGACCAACGGUAAUCAUCAGGUAUUCGUUGACGGGAAGAUUGGCAAGGAGGAUCCCCUCAUGGAUGUACUUAGGGCUCAAGACAUUGUCUACUGAGUCUAUAUAUCCCCAGUUGGACCAUAACCUGGACGAUACAUUUCCUGGAGUCGCGCGGCACAAACUCUCCUAUCUACAGCACAUGAUUUUCAACACAGCACCUAAUUCCCCUAUCCACAGCACACUAUUUCUAGGGAUAUUCGCGGCGUUUUUGCACAAUACCUACCCUUCCACUCUCCUUAAACAUAAUCCACGGCAAUAAUUGCAGUAGAUAGUUUAUCAUCUUCCUUUUGUUUUGGCACUAUUAGGCUAGUAUUUAGCCCCGAGCGCUUUGUCUAAGAGUCAAGAAUUGGUCUAGCGCAUUCACGUUCGUUCUUCUAAUAUAAGUAUUACAUCCCCAA